Messenger RNA from Gaeumannomyces tritici R3-111a-1, 795 nucleotides. RefSeq lists its product as hypothetical. The record is from RefSeq and is a predicted model, not a curated record. Bases 1 to 795 code for a protein of 264 amino acids. NCBI's taxonomy places the organism in Eukaryota, Fungi, Ascomycota, Sordariomycetes, Magnaporthales, Magnaporthaceae. The transcript has a single exon.
AUGCCCCUCGGCCGCCUCCUACUCAGUGCAGCCAGUCUGGCUGGCGGUAGCUACAUGUGCGCCGUGGCCGUGGCCCUCGCCCCAACCUACAAGCUCCGCCUCCAAUCCUCACCAAAGACGCCACCCGAUUUCAAAGCCUCCCCGGCCUUUGCCCUGGUCAAUCCGCGCAAGCACAGGGGCAGCACCGAGGCCGUCUGGGCCACCAUCCGCUUCCCGCCCGGGUCGCCGCUGGCCGGGCUGAGCGACGGCCAGGUUGUCGCGCGCUUCCUGCGCGGCUUCUUUUACGGCGCCGUCAUCUCGCCCGAGCGGUUCCUGGUCGACAGGGUAUACGGCCGCGACAUUGCGCACAUCGAGCACCCAGGCGCAGAGUCGGCGGCGGCGGCGGUGAAUUUCCAUAGCGCAGAGUCGCUGCCGGCAGACUCGCCGCCGCCUGUGCACUCCAAACUGUGGGGGGCAUUCCAGGUGCUCGACAGCGGCCCACAGGGGGCUCCAUCCGCCAGCACAGCUGGAGCUGGAGCUGGUGGUGCACGUGUUUUUGUCGACCUCGGGUUUGGUUUCAGCGGCCCGCGCAGCACCUUUGCAGGCGUCGAUCGCUUCGUCGUGCAAAGGCAAAAGGACGACGACGGCGAUUACGGUGCCUCUGCUGGCGGCCAAACAAUUACCAUCAGCUACCUCGCGCACGCUUGCGACCCUUCCCAGGACAGGCCGCUGUCGGCUGUGCUUUUUGCAUUCCAUCGCGUUUAUGCCCGUUUGCUGUUUCGCAAUGGCCUGGCGGCUGUUCUGGGCGGCUCCUGA